AUGCAAAUCGAGGGAGCCGAAAUAAAAUGGAGUCUGGUCGUGCAAGCGCGUGCGAUCGAUACGCCCGCCCUGCGACCUUGCAGGCGGCCCGACGAGUGGGCGGGGCGCGGUAAGAGGCUGGGAUUGGUGAGCCCCGCCUACUGGCACUCCCUUCCUCCCCCUCAGGUACUACUCCCCCGCUUCAAAGGCCGCACAGUGCGAUCGCUCUGGCGCGCCAAACGACGCUUGCGCCGCUCACCGCACGCCGCGCCGCUAUGCGGAUACUCGCGCGAACAAGUGACACCUUGUAAACAUUGUUUUAAUCAAGUGCGGUAUGUGUCGCGUUUAGUGUUGUUGGGCACAAUGAUCACCGACAUGUACGCGCCGCUGCCGGCGCCGCCGACCAACAAGACUAUUCUGGGCUUGUUAGUGUGUAGAGUGGUAUCGGGCGGCGGGGCGCGUAAUGAAGGCAAGCUGCAAGUCAUGGGCCUAGAGGCGCCGCCGCCGCACGUCAGCGCCGUCAUCGCGCGCCCUGUCAAUAUCCGAUGGCUCGACAACGGAGAAGGUUAUAAAGUAUUGGUGUGUGGCCAACAAUUAAUUAACACUUACUCUGGGUACAAAGAAACGUGGGUCCGUGGUCGCGCCCUGCUGGGACCGCAAGUGCCUCCCGCUGCGGGUCUGACACCGAUACCACCAUUCAUGCUAUCACCGAAUCGCUGGUAUCAGCAUAAUUGA
Arctia plantaginis is the source of this 714-nucleotide messenger RNA. The record is from the annotation of a GenBank genome assembly. Lineage: Eukaryota; Metazoa; Arthropoda; Insecta; Lepidoptera; Erebidae.